Penicillium cinerascens is the source of this 1974-nucleotide messenger RNA. Its product is annotated as MATE family efflux transporter. The coding region runs from base 1 to 1974 and encodes 657 amino acids. Gene Ontology annotation, cellular component: membrane. Gene Ontology annotation, biological process: xenobiotic detoxification by transmembrane export across the plasma membrane. Lineage: Eukaryota; Fungi; Ascomycota; Eurotiomycetes; Eurotiales; Aspergillaceae. The transcript has 2 exons. Gene Ontology annotation, molecular function: xenobiotic transmembrane transporter activity; antiporter activity. The record is from RefSeq and is a predicted model, not a curated record.
AUGGCGCCCCGCAACACGAUCUCCGCGGAUUCCGCCGAGUAUCAGACUCCGUACGGCCGAUCCUUCACCUCCAGCUCGCCCAUUGCUGCGUCAAUCAUUGCCCGUGACCUUGCUCAUUACGCCGACGAAGACUCCAUCACCACCAACGAGACCUCCGAUUCGUCGACCGUACGACCGUCCAGCAGCCAUGCCGGGACCAACCCUCACUCCUUGGCCGGCUCUUAUCGCCGCCCGGGCUACUUCACGACCGUCAAUCAUACCACCGUGAUCCCUUCCAGCGGCGACUACCAGCCCUUGACACAAAGCGAACGGGAACAGGCUAUCGAAGAAGAGCGGCAUCUGUUGAGCGAUAACAAUGUCAUCCCUCCGGAGCACGCCCACGGGCAACCCAAUGGAUUACAACGUAGGCUGAGCAGCCUAUUCUCGACCUCUGCUCAAGAGAGUUCUUCCAAACAGUAUGGGUCGGUCAGGAGCUCCGUUCAAAGCUCGACCGAUGUGGAUGCCGAGACCGGAGUUGUGGCCACCGAGUCCACGGCGUUACUGGGAACUCCCCGGUGCGAUGGAGACCCGAUGGGACCGGAGGAGAUCGAUCGGAAAUGGGAAGAGGCCGUGACAGCUGGGCUGAUCAACACGACUUGGCAACGGGAAGCCCGGGUCAUUGGAAGAUACUCGGCGCCGUUGAUGGCUACCUUCCUGCUGCAAUACUCGUUGACAGUGGCGAGCAUCUUCACCAUCGGCCAUCUGGGCAAGGAGGAGCUCGGAGCCGUCAGUCUGGCCAGUAUGACUGUCAGCAUCACCGGAAACGCCGUUUAUUCAGGUCUGGCCACCAGUUUGGAUACGCUGUGCGCCCAGGCGUACGGAUCCGGCAAGAGGAAGCUUGUCGGCCUGCAGAUGCUGCGCAUGGUGUUUUUCCUGUGGCUGGUGACUAUUCCCAUUGCCAUUCUGUGGUACUUUUCCGAGCAUAUUCUGGCGAAAAUUGUGCCGGAGAGAGAGGUGGCUAGAAUGGCUGGUCUGUAUUUGAAGGUUGCUCUGCUGGGAACACCGGGAUUUGCUUGUUUCGAGAGUGGCAAGCGAUAUCUUCAGGCCCAGGGAGUUUUCUCGGCAUCUUUGUACGUGCUGCUCGUCUGCGCGCCGUUGAAUGCGUUCAUGAAUUGGUUCUUCGUCUGGAAACUCGAGAUGGGCUUCGUCGGUGCACCUAUUGCCGUUGUCAUCACUGAGAAUCUGAUGCCGCUAUGUCUCUUCGUAUAUGCCUACUACUUCGUGGGCUCUGAAUGCUGGAGUGGAUUCACUAGGCGAGCCUUCGAGAACUGGGGUCCCAUGAUCCGCCUCGCCCUGCCGGGUUUGAUCAUGGUGGAAGCCGAGUGUCUGGCAUUUGAGGUGUUGACCUUGGCAUCAAGCUACCUUGGCACCACCGAGCUCGCUGCACAGUCAAUCCUUUCGACCAUCUCAAGUAUCACAUGGCAGAUUCCCUUCCCUUUGUCUAUCGCCGGUAGCACGCGCGUUGCGAACCUGAUUGGCGCCAGUCUUGUCGGCGCUGCGAAGACAUCGGCUAAGGUGAGCUUCUGCGGCGCUACCAUCGUCGGCCUGUUCAACAUGGUUCUGCUCAUGUGUCUGCGAAACUACAUCCCGAUGCUCUUCAGCUCGGAUUCCGAAGUAAUCGAUCUGGUCGCGCAAGUGCUUCCUCUAUGCGCUGCAUUCCAGCUCUUCGAUGCUCUGGCUGCCAACUGUAACGGUAUUCUUCGCGGUCUUGGCCGCCAAGAAAUUGGUGGAUACAUCCAACUAUUCUGCUACUAUGCUAUUGCCAUGCCCAUCAGUAUGGGAACAACGUUUGCAUUGGGCUGGGGUGUGAUGGGUCUGUGGACCGGUGUAGCGCUUGCUCUUCUCCUUGUGUCUGCGGUUGAGUUUAUCUUCAUCGGCCGGAUCAGUUGGGAACGGUCUGUUGAAGAAGCGCGGCUGCGGAAUGAGCUGACCUAA